AUGAAGUCAAUUGGUUUAAUUUUUUUGGCACUUUGUGCAGUGCAGUGUGAUGUACAAUUCGGCAAGACAUUUGGUGCUGAAACGCGAAUUCUUGGUGGCAAAGAUGCUGAAAUGGGCCAGUUUCCAUAUCAAGCAUCACUCCGAGUUCUUCAUGACGAACGUCAUAGUUGCGGAGCGGUCAUAAUAGGUAAACGUUUCCUAUUGACAGCUGCUCAUUGCACUCGCGGGCUCUUCUUGUGGCCAAGAUUCACGUAUGUAGUUGUCGGCGGCAAUCAUCUUAACGACGGCAUACCGCUCAAAUUGGACAAGAUCACACCACACGAACAUUUUGAUUUGAAUACACUUUACAAUGAUAUUUCGCUGUUGCGCACCGCCGAAGAAAUCGUUUUCACAGACCUUAUUCAACCGGUUUCACUGCCAACACAAACAACUGACGGAAACACCAGUGUUGUUUUAUCUGGAUGGGGACGCACUCGGUAUGAAAAUGGAACACCACCACUGUCAGACACUUUACAAUUUGUUGAAUCGACGACCAUUAGUUUUGAUGAGUGCACAGAACGUUUUAAGGAUCAUGAGGCUCUUCAAUAUCUCAAUGAAAAUGAUAUUUGCACAAUAAAUGAAGUGGAUGCUGGCGCCUGUUCGGGUGAUUCAGGCGAUCCAUUGGUUGACGUAUCAAGUCCAGAGAAAAAAACAUUGGUUGGCAUAAUUUCAUGGGGGAUCCCUUGUGGCAAAGGAUAUCCAGACGUUUAUUCAAGUGUUCACGCAUUUCUCGAUUGGAUUGAAAGAAAUAUGGCCGAACAAAGCAAAGAAUAAAUCGAAAUAUUUUGGAAUGACUUAAAUUCAUGACCAUAGGUUGUGAUAAUAUUAAUGCUUUUAUUGUGGUAAUAAAAUUUUCUUGCUUCAAAAAUCAAGUGGUUCUUGAAAAGCACGCAGAAAAAAUCUUAUCUCA
Messenger RNA from Contarinia nasturtii (swede midge), 949 nucleotides. RefSeq names its product chymotrypsin-2-like. NCBI's taxonomy places the organism in Eukaryota, Metazoa, Arthropoda, Insecta, Diptera, Cecidomyiidae. The transcript is spliced from 4 exons. Gene Ontology annotation, biological process: proteolysis. Gene Ontology annotation, molecular function: serine-type endopeptidase activity. The record is from RefSeq and is a predicted model, not a curated record. Bases 1 to 813 code for a protein of 270 amino acids.